AUGAAUAAAAAUGAGGUGAACAACUUUUUGUGCCAGUUUGACUUCUCCGCCCUGGAGGAGUUAGACCCAUCAUUAGCGGAUGGCUACACCGCUUGCUACAGAAAAGAAGUCCCGUUCGAGAUAAAGGUUGAACAGGCGAACAACGUGCCGCAGGAAAUAGGCUCACUGGAAGUUCUAACGGUGAAACUUCUCGCGUUGGGGGACGAAUCAAAUGCCAAGCGCAUCAAGAUAGAGCUAACGUGUGAAGCGGACCUGUUUUUUCACUUUACACAAACAGUAGACGAACGCUCAUUUGAAGCCAUGCAGACCAGCCAAAAACUUAUGAUUAAUUUUUCUGAAUAUUUGGAAGUCUUAAUAAAAAUGUUCAAUUCCUGUGUACGGGACCCGCGCAGGUGGGCAUGGAUUACGCCGUCAGUACAAAGUGUUCCCCUUUCUGUUAACGUCGAAUAUAAGUUUAUCGAGCUACUGGUGUGCGAGCUUGUCCAGUCCUCCGAGGAAACCCUAAAGGAGAGCAUUUCCUACAGGUACAAUGCCAUCAAGUCGAAAAAUUCCAUAAUGAACAAAAGGUUGCAAGACAUAAAUCUGUUGAUAAAGUCGAAAAACCCGUCCCUCCUAAUGCAACUCCAAAAAACGGUAAGCAAACAAAUGGAACUUCGGAAGAACAGACACUGCACCAGAAGCAUAUAUAACUCCAGUUGA
Molecule: messenger RNA, 699 nt
Organism: Plasmodium inui San Antonio 1
Lineage: Eukaryota; Apicomplexa; Aconoidasida; Haemosporida; Plasmodiidae
Exons: 7
Coding region: 1-699 (232 amino acids)
Source: RefSeq, a predicted model, not a curated record